UAGGGGGCGGGGCCGGCGGAGGCCAGGAGACCGAAAACGCGGCCGAGCCCGGAGACUGGAGCCGGAGCCAGAGCCUGGACCAGAACUUGGCCGCCGCCUGCAGUUGCCGUCGCCGCUGUCGCCCGCCGCCCCUAUUCCCCGUGCCACUGCCGCCUCGGCCGCCGCGAGCUCGGUUGCCAGUGGUCCGCGGACUUUGGGCGUCCGGGUUGAAGGUCGGUCCGGACGUCGGACCCAGCUCGGUUCCCGGACUGUCCGGGCGGCAGCGGACGCCGCCGCCGCCGACUGCCUCUUGGUCGCCUCGGCCAGGCGUUUUGUUCCCGGAGAACCGGGAGGCGAGCGGAGCUGACAGUGAUUUUGACAGUGAUUUAAACCGCUUUUGUUGUUGUUGGCUUUUCGUUGUUUGGUUUUGUGUGUGGUGCGUGUGUGUGGCGGUUUUUCAUCCGUGGUACAUUUUUUUUUUUAUUGUUGUGCUUCCCCCCCCCCCUUCUUUUUCAAACCCGCGGACGUUUUUGUGUUUUUUUUUUUUUUUUUUUUUUUUUUUUUGCUCGGGGCUUCCGAAUAUGUUUUAUGACGGUUGAUUUUACACCAGGAGGUUUGUUUCCAAGGAAGACCCAGGGAACUGGAUAUCUAGCGAGAACUUCCUCCGGCUUCCACGGCGCCUCGGGAAAAUGGGAGCUGCUGCAAAGUUGGCGUUUGCCGUCUUUCUUAUCUCUUGUUCUUCAGGUGCUAUACUUGGUAGAUCGGAAACUCAAGAGUGUCUUUUCUUUAAUGCUAAUUGGGAAAGAGACAGAACCAAUCAAACUGGUGUUGAACCUUGUUAUGGUGACAAAGAUAAACGGCGACAUUGUUUUGCUACCUGGAAGAACAUUUCUGGUUCCAUUGAAAUAGUGAAACAAGGCUGUUGGCUAGAUGAUAUCAACUGUUAUGACAGGACUGAUUGUAUAGAGAAAAAAGACAGCCCUGAAGUAUAUUUUUGUUGCUGUGAAGGCAAUAUGUGUAAUGAAAAGUUUUCUUAUUUUCCGGAAAUGGAGAUAACACAGCCCACCUCAAAUCCCGUUACACCUAAGCCGCCCUAUUACAACAUCCUGCUCUAUUCUCUGGUGCCACUUAUGUUAAUUGCGGGAAUUGUCAUUUGUGCAUUUUGGGUGUAUAGGCAUCACAAGAUGGCCUACCCUCCUGUGCUUGUUCCAACUCAAGACCCAGGACCAUCUCCACCUUCUCCAUUAUUAGGUUUGAAGCCACUGCAGUUAUUAGAAGUGAAAGCAAGGGGAAGGUUUGGUUGUGUCUGGAAAGCACAGUUACUCAAUGAAUACGUGGCUGUCAAAAUAUUUCCAAUACAGGACAAACAGUCAUGGCAAAAUGAAUAUGAAGUCUACAGUUUGCCUGGAAUGAAGCAUGAGAACAUAUUACAGUUCAUUGGUGCAGAAAAACGAGGUACCGGUGUUGAUGUGGACCUUUGGCUAAUCACAGCAUUUCAUGAGAAGGGUUCACUGUCAGACUUUCUUAAGGCUAAUGUGGUCUCUUGGAAUGAAUUGUGUCAUAUUGCAGAAACCAUGGCUAGAGGAUUGGCAUAUUUACACGAGGAUAUUCCUGGCCUAAAAGAUGGUCACAAACCUGCAAUCUCUCACAGGGACAUCAAAAGUAAAAAUGUGCUGUUGAAAAACAAUCUGACAGCUUGCAUUGCUGACUUUGGGUUGGCAUUAAAGUUUGAGGCUGGCAAAUCUGCAGGUGAUACACACGGACAGGUUGGUACCCGGAGAUAUAUGGCCCCAGAGGUAUUAGAGGGUGCCAUAAACUUCCAAAGGGAUGCAUUUUUGAGGAUAGAUAUGUACGCCAUGGGAUUAGUCCUAUGGGAACUGGCUUCUCGAUGUACUGCUGCAGAUGGACCUGUAGAUGAGUACAUGUUGCCAUUUGAGGAAGAAAUUGGCCAGCAUCCAUCACUUGAAGACAUGCAGGAAGUUGUUGUGCAUAAAAAAAAGAGGCCAGUUUUAAGAGAUUAUUGGCAGAAACAUGCUGGAAUGGCAAUGCUUUGUGAAACAAUAGAAGAGUGUUGGGAUCAUGAUGCAGAAGCCAGGUUAUCAGCUGGAUGUGUAGGUGAAAGAAUUACCCAGAUGCAAAGACUAACAAAUAUCAUUACCACAGAGGACAUUGUAACAGUGGUCACGAUGGUGACAAAUGUUGACUUUCCUCCCAAAGAAUCUAGUCUAUGAUGGUUGCACCAUCCAUACACACUGAAAAGUGGGACUGUGAACUGGAGCUGCUAAGCUAACAAAACUGCUUAGUUUAUUUUCUGUGUGAACCAAGUAGGAUGCCUCCUGGAAACUUAAGCCAAGCAGCCCUUUGUUGAACAAGGCUCUGGGAGACUCACUGCAUUGCUUGCAGCACAGAUGUGAAGGACAUGAGACUAAAAGUUGCAAACUCUAUAAAGAAACUUUUGAAAAAAUGUACAUGAAGAAUGUGCCCUCUCCAAAUCAAGGAUCUUUUGGACCUGGCUAAUCAAGUGUUUGAAAACUGACAUCAGAUUUCUUAAUGUCUGUCAGAAGAAGACACUAAUUCCUUAAAUGAACUACUGCUAUUUUUUUUUAAAUCAAAAACUUUUCAUUUCAGAUUUUAAAAAAGGGUAACUUGUUUUUAUUGCAUUUGCUGUUGUUGUUUCUAUAAAUGACUAUUGUAAUGCCAAUAUGACACAGCUUGUGAAUGUUUAGUGUGCUGCUGUUCUGUGUACAUAAAGUCAUCAAAGUGGGGUACAUAAAGAGGCUUCCAAGCAUUACUUUUAACCUCCCUCUCAACAAGGUAUACCUCAGUUCCACGGUUGCUAAAUUAUAAAAUUGAAAACACUAACAAAAUUUGAAUAAAUUUAUCCAUGUUUUAUAACAAGCUAUUACAAAUUCACUGUGUUAUUUAAGAAAAAAUAGGUUAAACUAUGCUUUGUGCCAAUAAUAAGUGGCCAUUUGUAAAGCAGUGUUUUAGCUUUUCUUGUGCUGGCUGUAGGGGAAAAAAGUGCUGUUUUUUGAAAUGGAAAAAAAGGUGAAAUUUCCUCCUUCUUCCCAUAUGUUAAAGCUUCAUCUUAUAUUCAGGUCCCAAAAUAUUGCAUACUUAUAUAACUAUUUUUUUUAAGGUGUGCUGUGUUUGGGGAAAAUUUAAAGCAUGUUUAAAAUUUUUUAAGUGAGCUGUGACACUGGAAAGCUCUUCAUUUUACCUUUUAAGAUACUUCUUUUCCUAUUUAUAUAUGUGAAAUUGUAAUGUUUUUAUUUUCAUUAAACAGUGUGUGGGACAUUAUCACUGUUUUAGGAACACCUCAGGAAGUGUCAUUACCCAGAAUCCCUCACUCUGCUUUGAGAUUUGUAACUUUAUCACUAUACUUCUGCUUGGUGCCAUCUUGUCAGAGUAAUAUUUGAUGUCUGUGAUAUGUAAAGAAUUAUGAUAAAGGUAUGAACCUUUAAGCACAGAUUUCAGAUGUUACUGCUUUAAAAUAAAUCAGGGAUAACAAGUUGAAAUUACGACUUAAAAUAUGCAAUGACAUUUAGAGGUAAUCGAAGUAGGUAACAUAGCCUAGCAUCCUCCCCUAAAUUGCUUUCACAACUAAUUCUGACAUUAUGUUAGGAUUUCAUGCCUUAUCCUUGCUAAGAAAUGGAAUUGAUGGUAGGCUGGUGCCAAAACCAUUAUGAUUGGGUUCUUCCUCAAAUUUACACAGGUCAUAGAAAAAGAUAUUUAUUUCCUUAAUAUCAAGAAUAAUCAACAGUCAGUAUUAUGCUGUGUACUUUUUUGUCAUGCUAUUAUAAAAUCCAGACAUUAAUUUUCAUAGAUUUUUUACAUUACUUUUAUGAGCUCACUGUUAAAUACCAGUACAAUACAUUUCACAUAUAACAUGCACUUAAAUCUCUGGGAAGAAGAGUGACAUUAUUUAUAAACAACAUAUAAGUCAGCAGACUCUAAGCAGGGAGGGAAAGAGGAAUAUCAUUUUUAUCUGUGUGCCACACACUUCAAAAUGGUUUGUGUUCUUUAUGUGUGUACCCAAGGUCUCACUGUAUUAAGAUUUUCCAUGACAAUGUUUACUACUUUCAGUUCAGAAAGCACUUGGCUUCUCAGUUUCUUGUUAAGGGUUCGCUUCCAUUUAGAAAAAUGAAUCAAGGGGAAAAAAUAUGUGCACCUAAGAAAAUUAGUAACAGUCUAAAGACAAGUUUCUAUCCAUUGUGAACCCUCUUUUUAAAAGUUAAAGACAAAAAUAAGAACUAUCAUAAUGAAUGUUUGGUUUAGGAGAGAACUUCCGAUAAACUUUAUUAAAUCAAUUAUUUACAAUAUACAAUGUUUUGUCUUAGUGUUAGAGGAAAAGUUUUUAGAAAUCUUGGGUAUUGUACUUAAUUCUAAUUUUUAAAAUGUAUCUUUUUUGAGAACUGCUUUAGUAGAGAAACUUUUAUAAGCAGUAAAAUAAGAAUGUUCCAGUGACUACCUGUCCUUAGUCUUGUUAAAACUUUCUUUUGCAGGGCAUUUUAGUGUUUGGUUUACAGUCAGUGCAGUGGGCAAGAUAACAAAAAAUUCAUGCUAAGGAUACUGGAAAGAAGAAAAAGAGAAAAAAAAAUGGUUCUUUCUUUUGGGGCAAUAUCAAACUCUCCAAUAACUUUUCCUCAUGUGUAUGGUGCUUCUCAUGACUUGUCUUAUACUUUGCCUUUCUGAUACUGCUGCUCUAACUCAGUCUUUACUUUGCCCAAUUUCCCUUGUAAGAAACGUUUUAUUAUCAGCUGCCAUAGGAUUGAUGGUUAACCAGUGUUUGACUUUAUUUGAAGUCUAUGCCCUGAACAGAUCUUGUAUGUAUUAUAUGCAGGAAGUUUUUAGCAUGUGAUGUGUGACCCUUGUUUGAAUGUUUAUUACAGGUACCUUGUGAAUUCCAGAACAGAGACUGUGCCUCACAAUGAUUUGUCCCAUGAAUUUCCACUCUUUCAUGGUGAUGUUUUGAAAAUAUAAUCAGGAAAAAAACCCCAACACCUUCGGAACUUAAAGAUGGAAUCAUAUGCCAUGAAAAAAAAAAUUCUGCUCACUCUUAAGUAACAUCCCCAUUAAGUAAAAUGCAGGUGGUUGGGGAAGAACCACAGGCCAAAUGGUAAUUUAGUGGAAAAAGUGAUUUUUUUUAAAGCUUUUAUCACAGGUGUUUUCUAGUUCUAUUUUUUACUUUAAAAAUUACGUUUUGGGAUCAUUUGGUAUAAUGUGCAUAAAAUCAUUUAAAAUCUAUGGGCAAAAUGAUACAAGUAGCAUCUUGAUUGACCAUUAUUUACCUCAGAUAUUCAACCAGCAGUAUGUUUUUUAUGCAGUCUCAACCCAUAUCCUAUUUGUUACCUCUCAAAAUAUAGGUAAGCAAUUAUUUUAGCUUUACUCUGUAUUUGUCAGUGUUUGGGCACAGAUUGUUGUACUACUGUCAAAUUGUACUUGCUAUUUUUUUUUCUGCAAGUAUUUAACAGAAAGCUUA
Molecule: messenger RNA, 5461 nt
Organism: Perognathus longimembris pacificus (Pacific pocket mouse)
Lineage: Eukaryota; Metazoa; Chordata; Mammalia; Rodentia; Heteromyidae
Gene: Acvr2a
Product: activin A receptor type 2A
Exons: 11
Coding region: 669-2210 (513 amino acids)
Biological process (GO): activin receptor signaling pathway; protein phosphorylation; cellular response to growth factor stimulus
Cellular component (GO): activin receptor complex; plasma membrane
Molecular function (GO): activin receptor activity; activin binding; ATP binding
Source: RefSeq, a predicted model, not a curated record